AUGUCCACAUCAGCCGCCACAACGAGCGUCAUUACGUCCAACGAACUCUCGCUCUCCGCUCACACACACGCCACACACACCUCGCACAGCAACGCACUGCACGCCCCGUUGUCACCGAUCCAGCAAGGCGCCAAUAUUGUGAGCAACACGAACACCACAUCAUCACCCCUGGCGCCCAACGGUGUACCUUUGCUCACCAUGCAUCGCUCACCGGACAGUCCCCAACCGGAGCUGGCCACCAUGACUAAUGUGAACGUCCUAGAUCUGCACACAGACUCAUCCAAGUUGUAUGAAAAGGAUGCAGUUUUUAUUUACGAAACACCCAAGGUGGUCAUGUCCAGCAUGGAUGGCGGCGGCGGCGGGGGCCCCAAUGGUGGUCCCGACGAUCAUGUCAUUGAUGCGCGCAUCGCUGCCCAGCUGGGCACACAGCAUGCAGCGCUGCCGCCGCCACAGCCAGCGCCCGAUAAUCAGCCGCUGGCCAAGAUCGAAUUCGAUGAGAAUCAGAUUAUCAGAGUUGUGGGUCCCAACGGCGAACAGCAGCAAAUCAUCUCGCGCGAGAUCAUCAAUGGCGAACACCACAUAUUGUCCCGGAAUGAGGCCGGCGAGCACAUACUCACCCGCAUCGUCAGUGAUCCCUCGAAGCUGAUGCCGAAUGAUAAUGCGGUAGCCACCGCCAUGUACAAUCAAGCCCAGAAGCUGAACAACGAUCAUCAGGCGGUCUACCAGACGUCGCCACUGGAUGCGUCCGUUCUACACUAUAGCAAUGACAAUGUGAUCAAGACUGAGGCGGACAUCUAUGAGAGUCACAAAAAGCAUGAGGCGGGCUCCAUUAUUUACACCACCUCGGAUCCGAACGGUGUCAAUGUAAAACAAUUGCCGCACUUGUCGGUGCCACAGAAGCUUGAUCCGGAUCUGUAUCAGACGGACAAACACAUAGACCUGAUCUACAAUGAUGGCAGCAAGACUGUCAUUUAUUCGACAACAGAUCAGAAGGGUCUGGAAAUCUAUUCGGGUGGUGAUAUUGGCAGCUUGGUGUCGGAUGGUCAGGUUGUGGUGCAGGCAGGUCUCCCAUAUGCCACAGGAACGAACGCCUCAGGUCAACCGGUCUACAUAGUGGCCGACGGAGCAUUACCGCCAGGAGUCGAAGAUCAUUUACAGGGCAAACUGAAUGGACAGACCACACCUAUCGAUGUCUCUGGCCUAUCGCAAAAUGAAAUUCAAGGCUUUCUACUUGGUUCACACCCAUCAUCAUCGGCUGGGGCCAGUACGCCGGUUGUCUCCACGACAACAAUCUCGAAUCAGCAACACCAGCAGCAACAGCAACAACAACAGCAACAGCAUCCGACAGCCAUAGUGACGACCGCGGGCGUGGGCAAUGCGGGCUCGAUUGUCUCGGCUGCAGUGCAACAGCAGCAGCAGCAACAACAACAACAACAACAACAGCUAAUUAGCAUCAAACGAGAGCCCGAAGACUUGCGCAAGGAUCCGAAAAAUGGCAGCAUCACGGCAGCGAAUGGUUCAGUCAUAACGCAAAAGAUUUUGAACGUGGAUGCAACAACAACAGACCCAACAACAACAACCACAACAACGGCAAGAGAGAGAGAAAUUAGUGCUAAUAACUCACCCACUAGUCCCGCAAGCACAGCAACAACAACAACAACAACAGAUCUAGAGAUGUAUGCAACAACGGGGGGCACACAAAUCUAUCUACAGACCACCUCACAUCCCACAACGAGCAGCGCGGGCACAGUACAGACGACCCUGCAAACACAAAGUCCCAGUCCGGGUCCGUACAUAACAUCCGAUAAUUAUGGCAUGUAUACAACCACACGCUUACCACCCGGACCACCAACGACCACCUUCAUAACGGAGCCAUAUUAUCGCGAAUACUUUGCCCCCGAUGGACAGGGUGGGUAUGUGCCGACCACCCGCAGCAUGUAUGGGGAGGAUGUGAGCACAGCACAGUCUAGUGGUGCCUAUGAGGGGCGCUUCACAACAACCACGCCCACAGUGCUCACAUCAGCCCCGACUGGACUGCCGCCCAAUCAUCAGCCAACCGGACCACCGCCCCCCACACAAGCCAACGGCAAAAAUGGCAAUACUCCGCUCUACACGAAGACCCUCACAGCGGCGGGCCUCACAGUGGACCUGCCCAGUCCAGACUCCGGCAUCGGCACGGACGCCAUCACGCCCCGGGAUCAAAACAAUAUGCAACAGUCCUUUGACUACACGGAACUCUGUCAGCCGGGCACGCUUAUCGAUGCCAAUGGCGGCACCAUACCCGUAUCCGUCAAUAACAUCCAACGCACCGUCGUCCACGGCAGUCAAAACAGUCCGACCACCUCGUUGGUCGACACGAGCACAAAUGGCUCGACGCGCUCGAGGCCCUGGCAUGAUUUUGGCCGCCAAAAUGAUGCUGACAAAAUACAAAUACCAAAAAUCUUCACAAAUGUGGGUUUUCGCUAUCACCUGGAAAGUCCCAUAAGCUCAUCGCAGCGACGCGAGGAUGAUCGCAUCACCUACAUCAAUAAGGGACAGUUCUACGGCAUAACGCUGGAGUAUGUGCACGAUGCGGAUAAGCCAAUUAAGAAUACAACAGUUAAGAGUGUGAUCAUGUUAAUGUUUCGUGAGGAGAAGAGUCCCGAAGAUGAGAUAAAGGCCUGGCAAUUCUGGCACAGUCGCCAGCAUUCCGUGAAGCAAAGAAUCUUGGAUGCAGAUACAAAGAACUCGGUUGGCCUUGUUGGUUGCAUUGAGGAAGUGUCGCAUAAUGCCAUUGCCGUUUAUUGGAAUCCGCUCGAGAGUUCGGCCAAGAUCAACAUUGCAGUUCAAUGUCUGAGCACGGAUUUCAGCAGUCAAAAGGGUGUGAAGGGUCUGCCGUUGCACGUACAAAUCGAUACAUUUGAGGAUCCCAGAGAGGCCACAGUCUUUCAUCGUGGCUACUGUCAGAUCAAAGUAUUCUGCGAUAAGGGCGCCGAGCGCAAGACACGCGACGAGGAACGUCGUGCGGCUAAACGCAAAAUGACAGCGACGGGUCGCAAGAAACUGGAUGAGCUAUAUCAUCCGGUCACAGAUCGCUCAGAAUUCUACGGCAUGCAGGAUCUAAUCAAGCCACCGGUACUCUUCUCACCCGCCGACGACAUGGAUAAGGUAAGUAGUCAAUUAACAUUUUCAAUAUUAAUCAAAUAAAACAGAACAAAGAAAAUAUAAUUAUCAUUGCAGACCUUCUAUGGCCAUGAGACUGACUCACCGGACCUGAAGGGCGCUUCGCCAUUCCUGCUGCACGGCCAGAAGGUGGCCACGCCGACGCUGAAAUUUCACAAUCACUUUCCGCCCGACAUGCAGACUGACAAAAAGGAUCACAUACUGGAUCAGAGCAUGUUAGCGACUGCACCCAUGGCCGACUUCGGACCACCCAUAAAGCGGGGACGCAUGACGCCGCCGACCACGGAGCGUGUGAUGUUGUACGUGCGACAGGAGAACGAAGAGGUCUACACGCCCCUGCAUGUGGUGCCGCCCACCACAAUUGGCCUGCUUAAUGCGAUUGAAAACAAAUACAAAAUCUCAACAACGAGCAUAAAUAACAUUUAUCGCACAAAUAAGAAAGGGAUUACUGCGAAAAUUGAUGAUGAUAUGAUAUCCUUCUACUGCAACGAGGACAUCUUCCUGCUGGAAGUGCAGCAGAUCGAGGACGAUUUGUAUGAUGUUACGCUGACGGAGCUGCCCAAUCAAUAGGGCCAACAACAGACACACACACACACACACACACACACACAUACACACACACA
Molecule: messenger RNA, 3785 nt
Organism: Scaptodrosophila lebanonensis
Lineage: Eukaryota; Metazoa; Arthropoda; Insecta; Diptera; Drosophilidae
Gene: grh
Product: protein grainyhead
Exons: 15
Biological process (GO): regulation of transcription by RNA polymerase II
Cellular component (GO): nucleus
Molecular function (GO): DNA-binding transcription activator activity, RNA polymerase II-specific; RNA polymerase II cis-regulatory region sequence-specific DNA binding
Source: RefSeq, a predicted model, not a curated record